This is a messenger RNA of Dama dama (fallow deer), 1665 nucleotides long. It is a transcript of the gene COQ2, whose product is annotated as coenzyme Q2, polyprenyltransferase. Lineage: Eukaryota; Metazoa; Chordata; Mammalia; Artiodactyla; Cervidae. Bases 32 to 1147 code for a protein of 371 amino acids. Gene Ontology annotation, cellular component: mitochondrial inner membrane. The transcript is spliced from 7 exons. Gene Ontology annotation, biological process: ubiquinone biosynthetic process. The record is from RefSeq and is a predicted model, not a curated record.
GCCCCUGCGGGUCCAAGCUCUCCCGAGCGCCAUGCUAGGCGUGGGCAGCGCGGGAGUUGCGCGGGCCCUGCGGGCUGGGAAGCAGGCAUGGCUGUGGGGCGCGCGCGGCCGCUCCCUGGCCCUGGUGCACGCGUCCCGCGGGCCCCACGCGGCGGACUGGCAGCCAUCGGCCGGGCGGGGGCCGCGCAGGCGUCCGCUGAGCCUGUCUGCAGCCGCGGUUGUGAACUCGGCGCCCCGCCCUCUGCAGCCCUACCUGCGCCUCAUGCGGUUGGACAAGCCCAUAGGAACCUGGCUGCUAUAUCUGCCGUGUACUUGGAGCAUUGGUCUGGCGGCGGACCCAGGCUGUCUCCCAGAUUGGUACAUGUUAUCCCUGUUUGGCACAGGAGCUGUUCUGAUGCGUGGAGCCGGCUGCACCAUUAACGACAUGUGGGACCAGGACUUUGAUAAAAAGGUUACAAGAACAGCAAGUCGCCCAAUAGCUGCUGGAGACAUUUCAACUUUUCAGUCCUUUGUUUUUCUUGGGGGACAGCUGACCUUGGCCCUGGGCAUUCUUCUCUGUCUGAAUUACUACAGUAUAGCUCUUGGAGCAGCCUCCCUAGUGCUUGUCAUCACCUACCCGCUAAUGAAACGAAUUACAUACUGGCCUCAGUUAGCCUUGGGGUUGACCUUUAAUUGGGGAGCAUUGCUUGGAUGGUCUGCUAUCAAGGGCUCCUGUGACCCAUCUGUUUGCCUUCCUCUUUAUUUUUCUGGAAUUAUGUGGACUCUCAUAUACGAUACUAUCUAUGCCCAUCAGGAUAAGAAAGAUGAUGCUUUGAUCGGGCUUAAGUCCACGGCACUGCGGUUCCGUGAAGACACCAGGAAGUGGCUCGCUGGCUUCAGUGUGGCCAUGCUGGGGGCGCUGAGCCUGGUGGGAGUGAGCAGCGGCCAGACUGCGCCCUACUACGCUGCCCUGGCUGCCGUAGGAGCCCAUCUGGCUCACCAGAUUUACACUCUGGACAUUCACAGACCUGAAGACUGUUGGGAAAAGUUCACCUCCAACCGAACAGUAGGACUAAUAAUUUUUUUAGGGAUUGUCCUUGGGAACUUGUGGAAAGCAAAGGAGACAGAUGAAACAAAGAAAAAUAUAGAAAACAGAAUAGAAAAUUAAGAUUAGGUUUAUCUAGGACUUUUUAAAACAAACUUUUACAAAACACUUUCAGGUCUUGUUACCACCUAAUUAGAUUUGAAGAAGUCUUAUAGUAUGUUACUAAAUUACAGACCAGUAGAUGAAGUUUUAGAGCAUUUUGGCCUAGAUUUUAGUUCAAAUAUGUAUAUGUCAGAUUCUUCUCCUGUCACAGGAACCAGGGACUGCUCAGGAUUUGCAGUGACCAGGAGUAUUUAAAUUAAUGCUUUCUUGCUGUUGUAAUUCUCAUCUAGAGUUACAGGAAUUAUAUGAUUUUUAGCACUUUAGCAAUAAAAACUCAUAUAUGUCUCAUCUAAAUGAAUGUCUCUGGGAAUGUAGACUCUGUUUUUAGGGGAAAAAAUAAAAGCUGCUACAGAAAGUCAGGGCUUAUUGUUCUUUGCAUUGACCUUUACUUACUGCCAAAAGCUGUAAUUCAGGAAACCAUUCUGGUUUUUAUAUUUUAGGAGAAUUUAAGUAAGGAAAUAAAUUAUUUUUUUACCUAC